Molecule: messenger RNA, 1033 nt
Organism: Mercurialis annua (annual mercury)
Lineage: Eukaryota; Viridiplantae; Streptophyta; Magnoliopsida; Malpighiales; Euphorbiaceae
Product: psbP domain-containing protein 4, chloroplastic
Exons: 5
Coding region: 71-850 (259 amino acids)
Biological process (GO): photosynthesis
Cellular component (GO): extrinsic component of membrane; photosystem II oxygen evolving complex; photosystem II
Molecular function (GO): calcium ion binding
Source: RefSeq, a predicted model, not a curated record
CGUCCACAAAAGAUCAGCAAAAUAUGUGUAAUUCUCAUUUUCUGUAACUGUGCUCUGUGGUUUGGAGAAUAUGGGAACUAGCUUAUUCACCAGUUGUAGUUUUUCCUGGAGAUAUCAUCACCACCAAAUAGUUCCUUGCGGCAAUUCUGUAGCUAAAGCAUCUGCAGAAGCAGAAGCAAGAGAAAAUGAGAAAUUAUUAUCUGGAUUUUGGACGAGAAGAACAGUUUUGGGUACUGGCAUUUCUUUGGUCUCCUCUUCAUUUCCAGGAGAAGGAUUGGCAAUUAUUAAACAAGGACCUUUAGCUGGCAGAAUCCCUGGUUUAUCUGAAACUGAUGAACAAGGCUUUAGGACAUACCGUAGACCAGAUGAGAAAUCCGGAGGGCAUGGCGUAGGAUGGAGUCCAAUUAUCCCUUAUGUCUUUAAAGUUCCUCAAGAUUGGGAAGAGGUUCCAGUAUCUAUUGCUGAUCUUGGUGGCACAGAGAUUGAUUUACGAUUUGCCAGCUCCAAGGAAGGACGUGCAUUUGUCAUUGUUGCGCCUGUUCUUAGAUUUGCUGAUGAUCUUGGUGAUAAUGCGACAAUUGAACGCAUUGGACCUCCAGAGAAGGUGAUCAGUGCAUUCGGACCCGAAGUUAUCGGAGAGAAUGUGGAAGGGAAGGUUGUUAGUAUGAAUGUAGCAGAACAUUCUGGAAGAACAUAUUAUCAGUACGAGCUAGAGCCGCCUCAUAUACUGAUCACUGCCACUGCUGCUGGAAAUCGGUUCUACCUGUUUGGUGUUACCGGGAAUGGUCUUCAAUGGAAGAGGCAUUACAAGGAUCUGAAGACAAUAGCCGAAUCUUUCCGUGUUGUCUAGUCCUAAAUUAGCUCAAGCAAAUUAUAGGAUGCAUUUUUCCCCCCUAUACUGCAAAUUUAAGCAACAAAAUGAGCAAAUAGGAGAUUGCAUUAUACUAUCUAUAUGUGUAGCAUGGCAAAGAAAUGCUUAAACAAGAAAUGCUGAAAUUGAAAACAAAAAAACGAUAUUUUUUACACCACCAAA